Molecule: messenger RNA, 433 nt
Organism: Anopheles merus
Lineage: Eukaryota; Metazoa; Arthropoda; Insecta; Diptera; Culicidae
Product: BRAP2 RING ZnF UBP domain-containing protein 2-like
Exons: 2
Coding region: 81-248 (55 amino acids)
Source: RefSeq, a predicted model, not a curated record
UCAAUUUUUAAUCCGGCAAUCCGGCAAUCCUACAUUGGAUGUGAUAAUUUCAGGGCGGUCACGUUGCCUCCCAUUGUCGGAUGACAAAUCCCACGGACGUGCUUCAGCUUGGUACGAACCGGGUUUGGGAUUAUAUUGGCGACAACUUUGUGUACUAUUUGCUGCAGAACAAAAUGAACGGCAAGCUGCCCCCGACAAUCACCCGACCAUCUUCUGUCUGGCAGAGGAAAUCACGCAAUUCAAAAUAAUCAACAGUUUGGAAAAAGUAGUACAAGCAUACGUAGAAAGGAGCAGCACACGUGAUUGUCGGUUCGGAGCUUCAGAGUGCGGAAUCAAUGGGACGGUAGUGAUUCCGGUGGACUCAGUUCCGCCAGCGACGGAUUUGCCGCCAGUAAUAGCGCUAGGAGAUGGAUAAUUUAACGAACCCAAUGGA